AAAUUGUCAAUUGUUAAUUGGCCGGCCUGCCGGUCACUAAAAAAUAAAACGCAGCUAAAGAGUCUCAAAACGACUAAGAGAUUUGAGAUUUAAUUUUUGAAAAAUAGUGUUUAGAGAGAGAAAGUUGGUAUAAUUCAGCGGUGUGGGCGAUGCUGGAAAUCCGCAACAUUUUUUUUUGCAUGGCUUAGAGGGAUUUUCAACCUCUCACCUGCGCUUCAAGGCUGGUUAUUGACUUAGAGUUACUCGUUUGUGAAUAAGCAUUUCUUUCCCUUCUUGGCUUCAUGGUCUGAACUUUUAAUUUGAUUAGAAGGGAAAGAAAGCACAUUUUUGAAGAAAAUAAAAGAUUUUAGUAUCCUUGUAUAGUUUGGAUACAAUGAGCGUUUCAGGCGUGAUUUCUAGGCAAGUUUUGCCUGCAUGUGGUAGCCUUUGUUUCUUUUGCCCUGCAAUGAGGGCUAGGUCUAGGCAGCCUGUCAAGAGGUACAAGAAGCUGAUCUCUGAUAUCUUUCCUCGUUCACAGGAAGAAGGACCAAAUGAUCGGAAGAUAGGAAAACUUUGUGAAUAUGCGAAUAAGAAUCCUUUGCGCAUACCACAGAUUACAACCUCUCUUGAGCAAAGGUGUUACAAGGAAUUGAGAAAUGAGAACUUCCAAUCUGCAAAAAUUGUCAUGUGCAUUUAUAGAAAAUUGUUGAUCUCUUGUAAAGAACAAAUGCCUUUGUUUGCUAGUAGCUUACUAAGCAUUAUCCAAACUCUUUUGGAUCAAACACGACGGGAUGAAAUACAGAUUAUAGGUUGUCUGACUCUUUUUGACUUUGUAAAUAAUCAGAAAGAUGGGACUUACAUGUUUAACUUAGAAUGCUUCAUUCCACAACUCUGUCAGUUAGCUCAGGAGGUUGGGGAGGAUGAAAGGCCCAGAAGUGUACGUGCAGCUGCGCUGCAAGCCCUUUCUGCACUGGUGCAGUUUAUGGGUGAGCAUUCUCAUAUUUCGGCUGAGUUUGACAAUGUUGUUUCUGUGGUUUUGGAAAACUAUGGAUGUCCUAAGAAAAAUAUGGAGAACCCUGCCGAGCACAGGUGUGUAGAAGAAGUGUGCGAAAUAGAGGGUCAUGUUGGUCCUUCACCAGAUGCCUUGACAAAGGUUCCUCCUAUGAGUAUAAUCAUCAAUGACAAAGGCGAAAUAAUUGUGACAGAGGAAGAUGCCCAGAAUCCCUGCUUUUGGUCUAGGGUUUGCCUGCAUAACAUGGCUAAGCUAGCAAUGGAGGCUUCAACCAUUCGGCGAAUUCUGGAGUCUUUGUUCCGUUACUUUGAUUGCGAAAAUUUAUGGUCUCUUGAUAAUGGUUUUGCCUUCUUGGUGUUGAAGGAUUUGCAGAGUUUAAUGGAUAAUACUGGGCAAAAUACUCACUUUUUGCUCUCCACAUUGAUUAAGCAUCUUGAUCAUAAAAAUGUUCUUAAGCAAUCAAACAUGCAACUUGACAUUGUUAGUGUCACCACACUUCUUGCUGAACAAACCAAUGUUGAGCCUUCUGUAGCAAUAAUUGCUGCAGUCAGUGAUGUAAUGAGGCACUUGCGGAAGAGCAUACACUGUUCACUUGAUGAUGAAACUCUGGGAGAUGAUAUAAAAAGAUGGAACAAAAACUUUAGAGAAGCAGUGGAUAAGUGCCUUGUACAGUUGUCAGACAAGAUUGGAGAUGCGGGCCCUAUUCUUGAUGUUAUGGCUGUGAUGUUAGAGAAUAUCUCAACAAUCACAGUUAUAGCCAGAAACACAAUUGCUACUGUAUAUCGAGCAGCUCAAAUUGUGGCAUCUAUGCCAAAUUUAUCAUACAGAAAUAAGGCAUUCCCAGAGGCUUUAUUUCAUCAGUUACUCCCUGCUAUGGUCCAUCCAGACCAUGAAACUAGGGUUGGAGCCCACCAGAUAUUUUCUGUUGUUCUUGUGCCUUCUUCGGUUCAUCCAUCCACAGAUAAUUCUCAGCCGAAGAGGGCAAUGGAUCUUUCAAGGGCACUCACCAGAACUGUCUCUGUCUUUUCUUCUUCAGCUGCCCUUUUUGACAAGCUAAAAAGGGAUAAAUCUUUGAUGAGGAAAAAUCCAUAUCAAGACAAGAAGGAUAAUGUUGUUAAUGGGGGACAACCUAGAAACAAUAAUAAUGGAGUGCUUAAACGAUUGAAGUCAUCUUAUAGUCGAUAUUAUAGUGUGAAAAAUCCCCCUCUAUUUGCAACUGAUGAAAAUUUUGAGAAUAAUUCCAUAAAAGACCAAGUUGAUGUGCUUAGUCGAUUGAAGUCAUCUUAUAAUCGAGUUUAUAGCGUGAAAAAUCCCCCUCUAUCAACCACCGAAGGAAAUUCUGAGAAUAAUUCCAAAAAAGACCAAGAUAGUAAGUCUCUAAGGUUGAGUAACCGCCAGAUUACACUCCUGCUUUCAUCAAUUUGGGCAGAGUCUCUCUCUCCUGCAAAUUCACCUGAAAACUUUCAAGCAAUUUCACAUACAUACAGCCUUGUUAUGCUUUUCUCUACAGUCAAGAACUCUGGUCAUGAGGCUCUGAUUCGAAGUUUUCAGCUAGCACUUUCCUUACGAAAGAUCUCUCUCACUGAAGGAGGGUCACUCCCACCAUCAUGUCGCAGGUCCCUCUUCACCUUGGCAACUUCUAUGAUUCUCUUUUCAUCAAAAGCUUUUAAUAUUCUUCCUCUUGUUCAGUCUUCUAGAGUGACACUUACAGAAAAAAAUGUGGAUCCCUUUCUAUGCUUGGUUGGAGAUCACAAGUUACAGGUUAUUAAGAAGGAAACUGACCACCUGAAAAUUAUAUUUGGGUCAAAAGAAGAUGAUAAAUUGGCUUUGAAAUUCCUCUCUGAAAUAGAUAUCACACAGGACCAAACACAGGAAAGCUUUGCUUCUGAGAUUGUUAAUAGCUUGGAAAACUUGUCUGAGUCUGAAUUGCACUCCAUAAAAGAGCAACUACUUAAUGAAUUCUUACCAGAUGACAUAUGUCCACUGGGAGCACAGUUCAUGGAUACUCCAAACAAAGUAUAUCUUAUUGAUCCAAAUCAUAGUACAUCUCUGAAGGAGACUGCUCUUCUCUUUUCAAUAGAUGAUGAAAGUUUUACAGAUCCAAGUGAAAGUCAAGCAAAAGUCAAUUCAGAUUUGGCCGUGGGAAUGCCCAACCUGUUGACUGUCGAUCAAAUUCUAGAAUCAGUAUUGGAGACGACACAUGAAGUAGGGAGAAUUUCGGUCUCCACUGGACCUGACAUAACUUACAAGGAAAUGGCUGGUCACUGUGAGGCACUCCUAUUGGGAAAGCAGCAGAAGAUGUCUCAUUUGAUGAUUGCUCAAUUGAGGCAAGAAAGUUUGAUUCACGUCCCAGUUCAAAACCAUGCAGUUGAGGCUAAAACUGUGACCUUUCCUUCACAUGUUGAUGUUGGUUCCCAUGGGGCUGGCAAUCCAUUCCUCGAUGAGAAUCUCACAGCCAAUUGGAACACAUCAUCAGCCAGUUCUGUUCCAAUGCAAUGCGCAGCUGAGUACCAGCAUAAUCCUCAAUUUUUCAGACUGCCGGCAUCAAGUCCAUAUGAUAACUUCCUAAAAGCCGCGGGUUGUUAAUCCUACUCAAGUAUAGAAAAAUGCUUCUAUUUGAGGUAGACAAGAAACUAUCAAUACUUAGUUGAGUUGUCACUGAAAUGCUUGGAGGUCUCAAAGCUGCAAAAUCCACAUUAUUUCUUGUUGAUUCUGAAAGCUUUUGAUCUUCCCGGUGAGUAGAAUACACUGUUACUCUACACUAGGAUUUGCGGGAAGAAUCAUUGUUGCAAAUCUAGAUUGGUGAGUUUGUUACUUCCAAAUCAUUUUUCCAAAGAAAAAUGAAUUUCUUGCAUAUGCUGAGUUUGUGGGUAGUCAUUUUGUAAUUGAUCCCUCUCCGGUUUUCUAUUUACAACAAAUCCUUGAGCCAUUUGAUGUAUAAAGUGUUUAUAUAUUUGUUUAUCCAUUCCAUCAUUGUGAAUUUGUGAUGAUGGAGUUGUAUGUAAAUUUCAGGCUUUUAUCAUAUAUGUACUAAAUGGAUAAUAGCGUCCA
Mangifera indica (mango) is the source of this 4042-nucleotide messenger RNA. Its product is annotated as protein SEMI-ROLLED LEAF 2. The record is from RefSeq and is a predicted model, not a curated record. The transcript has 20 exons. NCBI's taxonomy places the organism in Eukaryota, Viridiplantae, Streptophyta, Magnoliopsida, Sapindales, Anacardiaceae. The coding region runs from base 374 to 3577 and encodes 1067 amino acids.